GAGCGGAGCGGCUGUGGGUGCGGGCGGCGGCGUCGUCAGUCCGCUGCUGCUGCUGCUGCACCCAAAGCAACCACCACCACCACCACCACACACACACAACAACCACAACCACAACAACCACCACCACAACAACAACAACCACCACACUACUACAAGCAGUGCAAGCAGUACAGCCAGCGGAGCGCUCGGGGUCGGGGGGGGGGGCCCUGGCAAUGCGGACGGCGCGGAAAGUUUGUCGGUGAGGACGGGGAGAGCGAAGAGGAGGUGGAGGAGGUGGAGGAAGAAUAGGUUUGGGAAAACAAUAAUCAGAAGCUGAUGUGCUGGAGAAAAGAAGAGGGGCAGUGGUAGCACGACGCAAGAGGUGACCAUGAGUAUUACGUAUGACUCCGGAGGGGGCAUUGGAGGAAACAGGAUUAAUAGACUGGAGCGAGAGGAAUGCACCCUACGAAUCUACCCUGGCGUCAUCUCAGAAGACACCAUCUACUGCCCCGUGCUGGCGCAGCGUGGGACCACGGCGGCCGAGGUGAUCCAAACUCUAAUCGAGAAGCUGCACUUGGAGCGGGGAACCUGCUACGUCCUGGCUGAGGUGAAGGAGUCGGGCGGCGAGGAAUGGAUCCUGAAUCCCACGGACUGCCCCGCGCAGCGCAUGCUGCUGUGGCCGCGCAGGGCGCUGGACGAGCAGUGUCAGCCGAUGAAGUCGCGCGAGGACUACCGCUUCCUGCUGCGCGAAAAGAACAUGGAUGGCUCCAUCCGUUACGAGGGUCCCCUGGACUCGUGGAUGAAGGUGACGGAGGAGCGGCGGCGCAUGGUGGAGCGCGGGUUUCUGCCGCAGCCCCUGCAGCAGGACUACGACGACCUGUGCCGCCUGCCAGACCUCAACGAGCGCACACUGCUCGACAACCUGCGCGUGCGCUUCAAGCAGGAGAAAAUCUACACGUACGUCGGCACCAUUCUCAUCGCGGUGAACCCCUUCAAGUUUCUGCCGAUCUACAACCCGAAAUACGUACAGCUCUACGACAACCACGAGUUGGGUAAGCAGGAGCCGCACAUCUUCGCCGUGGCCGACACGACCUACCACGCGAUGCUGCGCCAGAAAACCAACCAGUGCAUCGUCAUCUCGGGCGAGAGCGGCUCCGGAAAAACGCAGAGCACCAACUUCCUCAUCCACCACCUCACGGCGCUCAGCCAGAAAGGAUACGCCAGCGGUGUGGAGCAGACCAUCCUCGGAGCAGGACCUGUGCUUGAGGCGUUUGGAAAUGCCAAGACGGCUCACAAUAACAACUCCAGCCGAUUUGGCAAGUUCAUACAAGUGAACUACUGGGAAAACGGCAUCGUGCGUGGCGCUGUUGUUGAGAAGUACUUGCUGGAAAAAUCUAGGCUCGUUUCCCAAGAGACAAAAGAGAGGAACUACCAUGUCUUCUACUAUCUACUUGCUGGCGCAACUCAAGAGGAGCAAGAAGAGUUCCAACUCAAACAGCCAGAGGAGUACCAAUACCUGAACCAGGUUGGUAAGAAACCUCAGCAACGGGAGAGUUAUUACAAUGAUGACACGCCUGACGGCUGCUUCACGGAAGGGGAGGACCUCAAGCAUGAUUUCAAGAGGUUGCAGCUGGCCAUGGAGAUGGUGGGGUUUCUGCCUGCUACGAGAAAAAGGAUUUUUAUGCUGCUCUCUGCCAUCCUGCACCUGGGAAACAUCUCGUACAAGAAGAAGCCCUACAGGGAUGAGGCCGUGGAGGUUGCCACGCCAGAUGUUUUAUCCAUCCUCUCCAACCUGCUCCAGGUCAAGGAAGAGAUGCUGACCGAGGCACUGACGACCAGGAAGACGAUGACUGCGGGCGAGAAGCUCAUCCUGCCGUACAAACUGACUGAGGCGGUGACGGCUCGGGACUCGAUGGCCAAGUCGCUGUACAGUGCGCUUUUUGACUGGAUCGUCCUCCGCAUUAACCAUGCCCUGCUCUACAAAAUGGAGCGCAGUGACCACGUCAAGGGUCUUUCCAUCGGGGUGCUGGACAUUUUCGGGUUUGAAGACUUUGAAAACAACAGCUUUGAGCAGUUCUGCAUCAAUUAUGCCAAUGAAUGUCUUCAGUAUUACUUCAAUCAACAUGUAUUCAAGAUUGAGCAGGAGGAAUACCAGAAGGAGGGCAUUCUCUGGAACACCAUUGAUUACACCGACAACCUCGGCUGCAUCAACCUCAUCAGCAAGAAACCCACAGGACUGCUCCACCUGCUGGACGAGGAAUGCAACUUUCCCCAGGCCACGAACGAGACGCUGCUGGCCAAGUUCCGCAGGCAGCACGAUGGCAACAAGUACUACGAGAGCACCGCCGUGAUGGAGCCCGCCUUCAUCAUCAAGCAUUACGCUGGCCGCGUCAAGUACUGCAUCAAGGACUUCCGCGAGAAGAACACGGACCACAUGCGGCCGGACAUCGUGGCUUUGCUUCGGAGCAGCGAGAGUGCGUUCGUGCGCAGCCUCAUCAGCAUCGACCCCGUGGCCGUGUUCCGCUGGGCAGUGCUGCGCGCCUUCUUCCGAGCUGCCUGGGCCUUGCGUGCCCUGGGCAAGAACGCCACGGAGAGCAGCAAGCCAGGUGAUACUGGUGGUGUGUCCCCGCGUGCACAGAGCACUCUGGCUAGAUUUAGCUUGCUCCACCACCCCGUGCACCAGCGGAGCUUAGAAAUGCUGCAGAGGUUCAAGGAGGACACUGACAGUAUGAAACGAAACUCUCGCAUCCUCCUCGCAGACAUUCGUAGAGGGAGCUCUGGGGACAAACCUCACCGUUUCUUCAAUAGUGUGGAUCAGUGUCAAGAGGCAAUGCAGAAGACACAUGAGACUAAUGGUGCUGCUGGUGAUGGUGGUGUGGGGAGGCCUGGGGCUGGGCUUAGAGGAUGCGCUUCUUGGCGGGCUGGUUCCGAAGACGCUGAACUCUUUGGCUUCCCUGCACACAGCAAACUAUUGGAGAGGGUUUCUGGAAUCCUCACCAAAGGCAAGAAUGUAAAGUCCAGACAGAGCAUACCGAAGCAUCUGCUGGACGUGAAUUCCCUGAAGCACAUCGUCAACCUGACGCUGCACGACCGCACCACCAAGUCCCUGCUGCACCUCAACAAGAAGAAGAAACCUCCGAGCAUCAGCGCACAGUUCCAGACGUCCCUCAACAAGCUGAUGGAGACGCUCGACCAUGCGGAUCCGUUCUUCAUCAGGUGCAUCCGCUCCAACGCCGACAAGAUGCCUCUGAGGUUUGAUGAGAAGGUGGUGCUCAGGCAGCUGAGAUACACGGGCAUGCUUGAAACUGUGCGCAUCCGGCAAGCCGGGUACAGCGUCCGCUACAGCUUCAAGCAAUUUGCACAGGUUUUCUACGUGCUCAUGCCUCAUAACUCUGGGGAAAGCAAGGAGGACAUCACCAACUUCCUCAACACGAUGAGGCUGAACCCCGGCAAUUUCCAAAUCGGCCACGCGAAGGUGUUCAUGAAGGAGAGCGAGCGACAGAUCCUGGCGGCGGCGCUGCACACGGCGGUGCUGAGCCGCAUCACGCUCAUCCAAGGCUGGUUCCGUGCCGCGCUAGAGCGCCGGCGGUUCCUGCGCGCCCGCCAAGCGGCAAGCACCAUCCAGUCUUGUUGGCGGAGGUACAGGUUGUGCUGGAGGAUUGUCCGCUUGCAGGCAGCAUGUCGUGGAUUUGUGGCCCGGAAAAGAUAUAAAAUGCUCCUUGAACAAAACAAAAAGGAGGACAUCAAGAGGCAACAUAAUACCGAUAGGGUGAAAGCCAGACAGGAAAAGUGGACCAAGCGAUUGGAGACCAGAAAUGCUCAAACAGAAGACGAUCGCAAGCAUUUGGAGAAGACCCUAGGUACGACUACGCCAGAAGACGAAGGUCGCUUGUUUGCCAAGGGAGGGAGUCCAACAGAACUCAUGGACAAAGUUGUCGACCCUUCGAGGGACGAUUUACUCAGGGCCAGUUCCUCGAGCAGCAUUGAAGACGAGAACGUCGGGGAGUCCAAGACCGCCGUGUCGAUGCGCGAUCGCCCAAAGUCACUGCCUUUGGAAAAGCAGUCUCAGGUGAGGGCCAAGAGGCUGAGCCGCCGCCAGCGUGAGCUUGAGCAGGCCGACUACUCCCUGGGGUAUGCACGGCAGCGUUCCGGAGACACCUUGCCCAGCGUGACGCCGACGUCCGAAGGUGAAACGUUCCCUACGUCCGACAUUCCAACUCCAACUUCUCCACCUUCGGCUUCGAAACGUAGUGCCAGCAGCGGUCAACUCAGCCCGAGCAGGGUUUUGAGCAGAGCUGGCUUCCGGAAAGAUGUGGACGCCAUUGUUCCUGAGCAGAAAGCUGGGGAAGUUGCCGUGAGAGGAAUGUCAGCAGCUUCGAGUCCAGUCACUCCUUCAAAAUUGGUCCUCGGCACACCGGACUCGGAAAGUUCUUCCAAGUUUGACAUUACGGAACAGUCCAUUGGCCAGGCAGAAAAGACAUCCAGUCCAACACCUUAUGAAGAGCAAAGAGAUAUCGGUAAGCAGAGCACACGCUCGCCGACAAGCGCUCUCUCAAGGAUCAAACAAGAUGGUCAUAAAGAAGGGCUCAAAAUGGAGACACCUUCCACUGCAGAUGCCCCCAAAGCUCCAGUGUCUGCAGACACGAGUGUAAGAAGCCCCGAAGACAAAGUCUUUGAUGAGGGGCGGCCGACGACCAAUCUGCUACAGAAAUUGGAGGAGCGGAACCGAGCAAUGCAGGGGAAACAGCAGAAGAGGCAGCAGGACAAAGAUGAGCAUCAGAUGAUGACUCUGAUACGCCAGCAACGAGAAGCCCUCAAGAGCGAGCGUCUCGAUCUGGAGCGGCGCGGUGAGAUGAUGGUUCGCCAGCAAGGACAGAGGUUCCGCCCCAAGCUCGAGAAGAGCAAUUCGCAGCAGACCUUCGACGACGGAUUCUUUUACCAGGGAAAACCUGCUCCUAUCUCUCCCCCCGGACCUUUGGAAAAAUUGCUGGCCGGCGGCAGCAUGGGCCAGCGCAGUGUCUCCGGUUCUCUCCUGCCUCUCGUGCCAACGGACAGCUUGCUGUCGUCGGAAGGGGGCGAUUACUCCCAGCCGCUCCUCACGCCCGGCAGCUGUGGGAUCCAGCGGUCGCACAGCGCCCGCGUCAGCGGCAGCUUCGAGAGCCGCACGUUGCCCAGCGGCAACCUGCGACGCGUGUACAACUACAACACGGACCACCCCGAUCGAUUGCGCGAGAAGGCGCAGCGCUGGAGGCAGGAAAAUCAGCAGCUGUCGCCCAGGCGAGUGGGGGAGGGCGCAGUGCUCAUGGAGUCAUUGGACAGCGGAGUGGCUGAGGAUGUGGACCCGUCAGAGGGAUCCCGGGAAAGCAGCUUGGAAGGCCGUGCCGAGGCGGAGAGACAAAGGGAAUCUCGCGACACCCUCUCGCCACCAACGUCCCCCGAGGUUGGCAAUAAGAGCGAUGAGGAUAGGAAGGCUGGCGCUAACCAGCGCAAGCGUCGCCUCGCGUACACGCGCUCAGACUUUCUAGUGCGGCAGUCAGCGGAGGCCGCCAGCGACGAAGAUGAGCCCAUCUCACCCGCGAGCCCCGCGCAGCUCCCUCAUAAGGCCCUUUCCUUACAGGACAGGGGUGCUGAGCUCACGGCAGUGGCCAUGCGGGAGAAGACCACGGCUCCAGAAAGCAACAAGCGCCCGGGGUGGGGUCUGCCGGUGGAGUGGGAUGAGCGCUUUGCCCGGGCUGGGGAAGGGGCAGUGCAGUUACCCUGGCCUCCUGAUGAUGCCACGACUCAGCCCGCAUCUCUGACAUCAUCCACCGCAGUCCCCAAGCCCCCCUCUGCUCAGGACAAAGUGAGCCCAGUGCGAACCAAGCGGUGGGGAUUUGGGCAGAAGAUGAAAGUGGAGAAGGUUUCUAAAGAAAGCCUUUUGCAAGCGACGGAGCAGGAGGAGGCGCCACGGCGAGACGUCCAGUCACGGGAAUUCCACUCCAUGGAAUCCACCAUGGGCAGCAGACAAGAAUGGCAUGAGCACGGUGGUGCCAAGUCGGAGGAUUUAACAAAAUCCACGGCGGAGCAGAGGCCGCCGCAGCCUCCUGCCCCCACUCCUCCUGUGCAGCCGAAGGUGCAACGAAGGAAAAGCAUCAAGAUCAGCAACCUACUCAGCUCAUCCGCGCAGAGCAAACACUCAGAUGCACAGGUCAUCUCGUCACACGACAACCUCAAGCAGAUGAUCGGUUUCCUCCAGGGCAAGAUUAAUGAUCUCCUACCUGAUGAUGGCAAAAACAUCGAUGGAAUUUUCAAGGAGGCUUUGAAGGAGUUCCGUAAGAAUCUUGAACAGACCAACACGCGGGUGACCUUUUACAAUGAAGAUAUCUGCAUGCGGCACAAAGACCUCAUCAGCAACUUUGAGCAAGUUCUGGACAAGACGGUGCGGCAAAGACCGUACGUCACGGACAAAAUGCAAAUCAACAACGUGUGCAUCAACCUAUUCAGUGGGUUCAUGGUGCAGUUCAUGGGCAAGUGCCAGGCCCUGGACGACUCCAAUGUCACUAAGGCUCCCAAGAACGAAAGGAAAAAGAAAAGGAAGAAAGAAUCUGACGGCGUGGUGGAGCAUAACGGCCAUCAAUUCCGUACGGUGCAGUUCAACAUCCCAUCGUUCUGCGAGGCGUGCGCUACUCGCAUUUGGAUCAUGGAUCGUGGAUACGUCUGCCGAGCUUGCAAGUUUGCGUGCCACAAGAAAUGCUACUCAUCAACAACCAGGAGGUGUACGGGAUAUUACAACGCAAACAAAAAGGCCGGUGGGGACAUGAUAGGAAAGCAGUUUGCCGUUGACCUGUUCCGGUUGACCGGCCCUGAUCGGAGCGUGCCUUUCCUGCUGGAGAAGCUGCUCAACUACAUCGAAAUCCACGGCCUUUACACAGAGGGCAUCUACCGCAAGUCAGGCGCCAACACCAAGGUCAAGGAGCUGCGUCAGCAACUUGACAAUGACGUGAACAGCGUGAACCUGGAUGACUACCAGGUGCACGUCAUCGGCAGUGUGCUCAAGCAGUGGCUGCGGGAGUUGCCCGUGCCUCUCAUGACCUUUGACCUCUACGAUGAAUUCCUCCGUGCCGUCAGCGUGCAAGAGAAGAAGGAGAAAAUCAAAGCGGUUUACUCCAUAAUUGGACAAUUGCCAAGCGUCAACUACAGCACUCUGGAGAGGAUCAUCUUCCACCUCGUCAGGAUCGCCCAGUACGAGGAUACAAACCGGAUGUCGUGCAACGCCUUGGCCAUCGUCUUCGCGCCAUGCAUUCUGCGGCCGCCCGACACGACGGACCCCCUGCAGAGCAUGAGGGACAUUGGCCAGACCACCCACUGCGUGGAGCUGCUGGUGGAGGAGCAGAUGAGGAAGUUCAAGACGCGCUUCGCUGACAUCAGCACCCUCGAGAGCGUGGAGAACAGCGCCAACCAGCGCCUCUCUCUCAUCCGACGCUCCAUGGGCAAAGGGAGGUACCGGCAAAGCCGGAUGCGUGCAGGGCUCAAGGACGCCGCAACCGGCACGGCCCAGCCCGGUGGCACGGCCGGCGGCACGAGCGUCGGCGACAAGAUAGCGGAGGAGGGCGAGAGUGACUGUGCCACGGAGGCAAGCGAGACCAACGAUUUGGACGAGUCGACCAUGGAGGAGGAGGAGCAGCUGCUGUCUCAAGAGAAGGAGACCAUCAAGGAGCGAUUGUCUGAGCUGCGCAACACGAUGAUCUCGCUGGAGCGCAGCGCGUCGGACGACGAUGCUCUGGACAGCUCCUCACGUGACACCAUCGACGGGACCGACGAACCCAGCAAGCGUGACCACGGGCACGCCGAGUUUCACUGGACGAACAUGUUCAGGAGAAAGAAGCGCCUGAACAAGGGUUCCAUGCGGCAGGAGAGCACGGACUCGGCGACUACGUCCGACGGCGAGUCUCUGUCGGGCCGCUUGCACCCGAGCGUCGCGGAGUACCGGGCGCAUGGCGUGGACGGGGAAGGCCGCCGCAUCGCUACCUUCGCGCCGGGCGGCAGCGGCGACGCCACGGAGGGACGCUUCCCUGGCUCCAAGCCUGCGGCCGCCGUGGCCGUGACUUUGCGGCAGCCUCCGAGCAAGCACGUGACGCGAUCCACGUUCCAGCCGCCCGAUCCCAAGCUCAACGGAAGGAAGUAAACGCUUGUGGAGGCCGAGAUGCGGUGCGUUGGCCUGCAGCGAGCGAGGCUUGGCCAAGAGUAUAUAUGGUGCCUCGACAAAGUGAAGUAGAGCAAAGCGUGCAUAAUCGUAGAGACCGUGCCAUGGAGAAAAACCCCCCAAUGGGUGUGUGGGGAAGUCAGAAGAGAAGACAGUGGAGCCCGUGGGAUCACGAUGCAAAAAGCGCAAUCCUGUCAGUGGGACUUGUCGUGUGCACACGUCCAAGAUUGUGCAUGCGCGCGUGCGUCAGUCGGUUAGGAAGGUUGGAGUUAGCAUUAUUUGCUAUUUGAGAACCAGGUUUUACACGAUGAAAGUCCACUUCUUUACAUUGUCACGUAGAGUUAAAAACAUCCGAGUAAAUAAAGGUCACGCUUGCAAGCAUGGUAUAGCCCAGGGAGGGAACUGUGUACUGCACAGUGACACUACUCUCUUGUGCACGUGUGUGGACAUUAAGAUGUCCGUAACUUAUCGCUUAUAUUUUUUUUAUUCGGCGCUCAAUUGUGUGCCUGUUGCCAAGAUGCUCUUAAUAACCAACACUCCAGAUGCAUAUGACGUUUACUUAUAUGAAGGCAGUCUGGCAAUGUGAUGUCUGUGUUUAUAUUAAAUGCACUUCAUUUAGAUGCCAGCUCCAAUUUGUUUCCCUUUGAAAAUUCCAGAAACUGAAUUUUGUGAAAAGCAUGUCAUUACAAUGCCUGAAGACUGCAAUAACGUUUCGAGUUCAUAAAAUGCAGACCAUUGACUCCUCGCGAAAGUUGAAGUGACCUAAAUUGACAUGACAGUCUUCCUAAAUUUAUGAUUCUCAAGCAGCAGAGUAUCUUGGGGUAUCAAAGUGAUAGACGGAUACCAUAGAACAAGUUAAUGCAGGAUGAUUGCCCAAUGUAAUUGUUGCUGUUGGGAAUGUUCAGCGCUCUGGUAGCUUUAAAGCCUUAAGGAUUGUACAGCCUGCAGGCCUCAGAACACCCUCGCGCAAUAACUUUAAUUUGCAGCAAUAAGGAUUUCCCCCCUCGAAGCCGAUCCGUGUAAUGCUUCCAUAGUAAAUUGAUGGGGCUUUUUGAAUUAGUAUUCCAUGUGUUUUAAUAUGAUGUUUGUGAAAUAGAUAUUGAUGUCCUGAUUAGCUCUUGACGGUCACAUUAUCUCUGCGAAAGCAACAUGUUUUUAAUUAGUAGUUGGAUUUGAUCAUUUUAUUUUAUCACACCUCUGCACUGCAGUGCGCGAUUCCCAUCCGUGUUUGCAGCUCACUGUCAAAUCUGGCGAGACCAUCUAGUUUGCAUCUUGGUGUAAAAUGGGUUCCGUCUGCUCAGCAAGAAAACGUGCUUCUUGCCACACAGGCGUUCGUUCCUCGGCAUUGACUGCAGCCUCUAAAGUAACGCCAUGGUGGCGAGAUGGUAACUCCCUCGCCUGGUAUGCAAGAGGUCGUGGAUUCGAUCCCGACCCUGACGCCUUUUAUAUUUGGAGUUUGCACGUUCUCCCUGUGGUUGCGUGGAUUUUUCUCCGGGUCCUCUGGUUUUUCCCUCCACAUUUUAAAACAUGCUUUUUAGAGUAUUUGGCUGCUGUAGAUGGCCUUAACUGGUAAAAUAAAAAUCUUUUUAGUAACGGCAAAGCACGAACCAAUGGCAUGUGCAUCGUGUUCACGGUCUAACUGUGCCUCUUGGACCACAUGGGCCCCAUUCACUCAAUCUCAGGCUGACUUUUGACUUCUGCAGUACAUGUGAGCACAGCAGCAGUGGACGUGCAUGUGUGUGUGUGUCUACAUUAGUUUGGUGGAGACGAGUUCAGGGAAAUGAGUCUCUGCAGCGGUCUCAUUGCUGCACAACUUUGUCUGACCCUUGGUCAAGCCUAAGCCUUACCUACUGAUUGGUCACACGGUUAUUUUACAAAAUGUUUUCUUAUCUAUAUAAAAGAAGCUUGGGUCUAUGCAGAAAGUAAUAAAAGCAUCACUUGCCACAAGUAAACUGAUUUAUCCUGAAUAACAUUGGGAUCGAUGUGUUUUCCUUAGAUGGAAAUGUUAUGUCCAGGUGAGGGAACUGACAUUUUCGUCACACUAAUGACAUUUGUAGCAUUGUACGAUGACUUGUGGCCGGUUGUCAUCUGGCGAUUCUGUAUUAGGCUUGAACAAAGCUUGUGAGAUAAUUUCCCGAGGAGUCGAUCGCAGUGCCCUUUGUUUUCGUUGCUAGUGUGCACACUCACCUCUGUUCCACACAUUGUGCGUCCUUUCAAAAUUGUCGCAAUAUUUGUUACUCGGAGAAUUUCCCAUUGGCUACCCAGACAGCCCAAACGCCAAGGGUGAGCAGCCGUUUGGCUCCAGUGACCCCGAUACGAGGACACCGAGAAUCGGACAUUUGCAUUCCUUUGACAAGUGAAACUAUGGUGUAGAACAAAUGUUUAUAAUGUGAAAUACACAACAACAUUAUACACGCUCAUUUGAUAAAUCUUCUCAUCGUACAUAAGUUAUGUUUAGGUCACGGUUUUGGCACGGGAUUUUUGGUUUAAAAAAAAUAUCUAUGAAUAUGUACAUGUCAUGUUUUGUCUGUGUAAAGAAAUGUACAAAUAUUUACACUCCAUUAGUCUUCUCGAGUGUGUGUGUGCUCGGACACUGCAGUAGCUUAACGUAAACGGUUAUUAUUUAAAUAGGAGACGUAUGCAUAGAUUCGAUUGCGUUCAUUCCACGCAAGAUGUAUGUUGACAUGGCACGUGGUGGCCAAUGCUGCACGCGUGCAAUCAUAAUAAGCACGUGUCUGCCAAGCGUGACGCGACGUGACGCGUUCAGCUUGGAGCAGAUCCACACCCGUGUUACGCGUUGCUUUUCAUACUGCCUGCUGAAGUUGACUGGCGGCAUUUCGUGCAGCCGCUUGGGUUUAUUUCACUGCGAGCGUUGAGCACGGCCAUAAUGUCACUGCCAUGGGAUGCUUAACAUCUUGUGCGGUCAUCUGUAUGCAAUGGUGCAAGUGGAGAAAACUGAAAUGCAUUGCAUUCUCAUUCGUUUUUAAGGAACAUAGCUUCUCACCUGUAAUCUAACACUGUGCCCGGCGUUAACGCAAAUGUAAAGAUGAGAAUACUGUUACAACUACUGGAUGAGCAGAGUUGAUGCGGGGUGAAGUUGCUGGUUUCUUCUUGAUCGGAGGACGUUCUGAGAAGUUGGCCUCUUUGCAUAAGUUUACUUCCAGUGGCCAAAUGGUGAGGUCACAUUUUAUAUGUUGUAUUGCUCUUGCCCGCAUAGUUUAUGAACAAGUCACAUGGCCAUCGUGCUGGCUGAGGAGGCCCAAUAGACCUAUUGGCUCUGUAAUAAACUUUUGAGGUGCCUAACCCAAGCCAAGGAUUUUGCCUUUCUUGGGCUAAGUCGGGAGGGGGUGGGAGAGCAUUAUAUUCAUCUUGGGGAAUUAAGGCCAGUAGAGGCCAUUCAACAAAAGAACAUGGGGGACUUGUAGACUGAUGAAAGGGUGAGGGGGGGGCUUCACAGAAGCAGGGUGGUCCGUCUCGCAAAGGAAAUCUGAUGAGUUCAUAAUAGCGACUGGAACCCAUUUGUCAAGACAACACGCUGGAGGAACCCUCACUUAAGGCUGUGUUUACCCGCGGCAAAAGCCUGCCCUCUGCAUCUGGCACGUCAGCCAACACGUGAUGGAAAAAUCUGUCUUUUUGACAAAGCCCAUAAGUCGUGGUGUUUUAUUGCUAACUAUAAACUACAUUUACACACGUGCAUUUCCCGCAAUCGCGCAACGGCAGAAAACAAGUGAUUUGCAUUUGAGAUAGUAAACGGUGUGUUUGUUGGCGACCUUUUACUGUAAAAUUCUACUCCGAGGCAAUUUGAGAUUGCCUCGGAGUAGAAAUAUGAAUCAUUUGUUCCAUUUUGACGGGUGGUGCUUUUGAAUACGACCAUUGCGACUGUCUUUUGUAUUAGCCUUCGGAAAUAUGCACAUAACUGCCCAAUAAUUUAUCCAAACCUUGUCAAAUGAUGAGCAGACUGUACUGUUGAAAUAAGUUGAGAAAAUUUGACUUCUGAUGUGUGAAGGUUUUGAGCGCAAGUUGCGGCCAAUUAGUUACCUAAGACCUGAUAAACAUUUAUGUGCAUAGGAAAUGUUAACCAAUCAAAAGCGAAAACAAAUUUACUUAAUAACUUUAAAUAUUGUAAUUGAUUCAUAAUUUAACGAAAUAAAGUCCCAGAGAUGUUAAUUUACCUCUUCAAAUGGAAUCGGCCAUGUAGGGACUUCGCUUAUACAUAUUGAUUGCAGAUACUUCAUUUCGAUUUGAGUUAUGACAACUCAUGUGAAUUUAACAACCUCAUGAACGACGCAAUUUGUAAAGGCUGUGACAAAGUUGGUAAUUCCACGUCGGUAUUUUAGCCAGGGCAUAUUAAUUUACCCCAUGUAGUCAAUUGAGUGGCCAGCACAGUAACCAAAAGGUAAUCCAUCUGCCUGUCUUUAUUAUCCGUGAUGAACAAUUUGACUAUUUAAUUUUUUUAAUCCUAUCAAUGUUACUGAACGUGAUCAUUCUUAAUAAACCAAUUCGUAUUUUUAUUAAGGCUGUUUGAUCAGCCCUUAGGGAAAUUCUUAAAAUCGAUGUUUACAGUCACGCUUUAGGGGUCAUUAAACACGACUGGAUAAAUCACACGCACACUGCAAACUGUUGAAACGAAUGAGUUCGCAGUGGUGAUACUUACUUUGAACGCUGGUUAAAUUUGCUGGGCACAGAGUUUGCCUUUGUUUCAGUGUGGUGACAUCGCACUGUGAGCUUUUUGAAGCAUUAGCAUGAAUUAUAACUGCAUUUUUUUUUUUACAAAUUGCUGGAAUGGUUAUGCUGGAAUAUAAAUAAAUUGUAUAUGUAAAUAUUCUUGCUUAACUAAUGUAAAAAAAACCUGCAUCUUGUCAUACCGGAUUUAUAAAUUACAUAUUCUUGGUGUGUGUUUUUUGACACGAGUAUGGACUAAACCACUAGACGUUUGAUUAUCCAUACUCGGCUUUAAUCACUUGGCGUUGCUGGACAUGUAAUUUAAGCAAAAACAAGAUGUGACAUUUGUUGAGAAGAUUGUCUCUAUAGGUGGUUAUGCUGGAACACGUGUAACUCACUGUUGCUGGAAAACAGAAUCGCUCGCGUUGUUGCAAAUGUGCCCAUGCCGAGAUUUCUAGGGGCUGAAUUCUAAACCACUUGGGCGCGCCUUUCAGUCCCACAUUGUUGCGUGCCCAUACGCUGCAUGGUAAGCAAUCGUGACCGCAUACGCGAACGUUUCAUAAUCUCGUCAUGACGAUGUUAUUGAGCAUUCCCACAAGUGAUUGGCAAUGGUCCAACCGGAAUUGAGUUCCAUUUCAAAUUAAACGACCACCCAACAGAAACGAAAGGUGAAAACCUUACGAUCGUGGGAUUCCUUUUGGUGAAAUGUAUAUUUUAGUCUACAUUGUCAUAUGUUGGCGCUACCUAUUUUUGAGCUAUAGUUGCAAUGUAGAAUUUAGUGGUUAGUGAUCGUUAACAAAAAAAGACGAUGCAUAAAUUUGACUAAUUUAAGAAAGUAGGACCUUGGAUAGAUUGUGGUUUCACUUUCAAAUAAAUCACGUUUUUUUACUUUCAUUCUAUAUCCAAUUGUUUAUCGUUUUGACGUAUGAACUUACAAGAUAAAUGAGUUUGAAAACAAUCUUCUGGGCAUAGCUGUGUAUACUUAACAAUAGGACUGUCAUUGCACUCCUGGUGGGGUUAUUUGCUGAAGUUGUUUCAGAGUUUGUGUACACACACACAGCACGUGCACCCCCCGAGAUGAAAGGGGUCAUUUGUUAACCAGGUGCUUGAUUUGUUCCCAAAAGGACACGUAAGCCUUGUUAAUGGCGCUCUGUAGGGGUACCAUUUAUCUUCCUGUGCUACGGACGGUGCAUCCGUGUCGUGGCCUGCAAACAUGGCUAGAAGGCCCAGCCUCCAUUCGUGUUUCAACGCUAUUUUGCGUGCAGCUUUAUACUAUGACCACUCCUUCGCUCUCACUCCAUGUAUCACAAGUCUCCAACACGCACUUGCUUGCAUUCACGCAACUUCGAAUGAGCCAUAAAGUGUUCAUGUUCCACGCAAAUUUAGUGAUGGUGGAGGUUGUAAACUGUUCAUAUUGUCAGUAUUUGCAACUGGUUGGAAAGGAACAUGAUUUUUUUCUUCUGUGCUUUUUAAACAUUUGCCAGAUACAAUGUAACUAUGUGCCAGUGAUACUGGAUAUCAACGGCACACACGUGUAGUAAUUAUAAAGUACCUUGCUGAAUUUAGAGUUUGUGUGUGUGUGUGCCAUGUACUCGCACUGAAUUAGACUUGGUCAUUUGGGAAUUGGGUACCUCUGUAAUGCAUUAUCACAUUGUACAUGUAUGUAAAAGUUUCUGUAUAUUGAACUUUCUAAAAGGGUUGGUCAUCUAUGUGUAUAAAGUGCAAUUUGAGAAAUAAGGUUAACACUGUUACAUGCUUUGUAAAGCUGUUUUUGAAACAAACUAUAACCUAUUAAAGUUUCUAUUCGCUA
Molecule: messenger RNA, 14633 nt
Organism: Lethenteron reissneri (Far Eastern brook lamprey)
Lineage: Eukaryota; Metazoa; Chordata; Hyperoartia; Petromyzontiformes; Petromyzontidae
Gene: MYO9A
Product: myosin IXA
Biological process (GO): establishment of epithelial cell apical/basal polarity; intracellular signal transduction
Cellular component (GO): myosin complex; axonal growth cone; actin filament
Molecular function (GO): microfilament motor activity; GTPase activator activity; ATP binding
Source: RefSeq, a predicted model, not a curated record